AAUCAAUCUUCAAUCUCUUAUCCAUUUUUUGCUCCCUUUUUUUCAGCUGUUUUCUCUAUUUUCCUUUGGAUCUCUGAAGCAGCCGCCGGUUCUUUGAUCUCCACCUCUCUGAGAUCAACAUUCAAUCUAUUUCCCAAGGAUAUUAACUGAAAUGGCUGGAGGAUUAAUCCACCGGGUUAUAAGGAGGAAAUUUCAAUCUCAAUCUGCCGUUCAAGCUUUAUCAUGGCUUACAUCGAGGAAAGCUAAUGAAGAUGCUGGUUCUGCUGGUAUGAAGGUUGCACUCCUUGGAGCCGGUGUUACCGGUUUACUAGGUUUCGCAACAGUAGCUUCUGCUGAUGAGGCAGAACACGGGUUAGGAGUUCCAAAUUAUCCUUGGCCUCACCAAGGCAUCCUCAGUUCAUACGACCAUUCUUCGAUUCGCCGUGGUCAUCAGGUUUACCAGCAAGUAUGUGCAUCCUGCCACUCUAUGUCUUUAAUAUCAUACCGUGAUUUGGUGGGAGUUGCAUAUACAGAAGAGGAGACGAAGGCUAUGGCAGCUGAGAUUGAAGUGGUUGAUGGUCCUAAUGAUGAGGGCGAGAUGUUUACUCGUCCUGGUAAACUCAGUGACCGCUUCCCUCAGCCAUAUGCAAACGAACAAGCAGCUAGGUUUGCAAAUGGAGGAGCUUAUCCUCCAGAUCUAAGUCUCAUUACCAAAGCUCGUCAUAAUGGCCAGAAUUAUGUGUUUGCGCUUCUAACUGGUUAUCGUGAUCCUCCUGCUGGUAUUCGUGAAGGGUUACACUAUAACCCUUACUUCCCUGGGGGUGCAAUUGCCAUGCCAAAAAUGCUUAUUGAUGGUGCUGUAGAGUAUGAAGAUGGCACCCCUGCAACUGAAGCUCAGAUGGGGAAAGAUGUUGUGACAUUUUUGUCAUGGGCAGCAGAACCCGAAAUGGAAGAAAGGAAGCUGAUGGGUUUUAAAUGGAUAUUCGUAUUGUCGCUGGCAUUGCUCCAAGCUGGCUACUACCGCCGCUUGAGGUGGUCUGUUCUCAAAUCUCGCAAGCUGGUCGUUGAUGUUGUCAACUAGCUGCCCUCUCGGUUUCUCUCAUGUUAAACUGUUAAUGUGCUUUCUCAGAUUUGUUUCGGCAAUAAUUGUUUAUCGAGACUUUCUGGGUUCUGCCAUAUGACCAAAUUGGUGGUGAUGGAUAACCUAAUGAGUCUUGGGUUUUUGGGUCGAGAAUAAAUAAGCUACUCGACACACAUCAAAAUUCAUCAUUUUUGCUCAAAGACUUGAAUUUAUUUUA
Molecule: messenger RNA, 1277 nt
Organism: Hibiscus syriacus
Lineage: Eukaryota; Viridiplantae; Streptophyta; Magnoliopsida; Malvales; Malvaceae
Product: cytochrome c1-2, heme protein, mitochondrial-like
Exons: 8
Coding region: 152-1060 (302 amino acids)
Biological process (GO): mitochondrial electron transport, ubiquinol to cytochrome c
Molecular function (GO): heme binding; electron transfer activity
Source: RefSeq, a predicted model, not a curated record